Messenger RNA from Astyanax mexicanus (Mexican tetra), 3249 nucleotides. RefSeq names its product striatin, calmodulin binding protein (gene strn). The record is from RefSeq and is a predicted model, not a curated record. Bases 215 to 2578 code for a protein of 787 amino acids. Gene Ontology annotation, molecular function: protein phosphatase 2A binding; armadillo repeat domain binding; protein-containing complex binding. Gene Ontology annotation, cellular component: dendrite. NCBI's taxonomy places the organism in Eukaryota, Metazoa, Chordata, Actinopteri, Characiformes, Acestrorhamphidae. The transcript is spliced from 18 exons.
AGGCAUCGUCAACGGCAGCUUCGCACUGAGUUCGCGCGGUCGAGCAGCAGCAGAAGCAGCAGCGGUAGCAGUAGAGCCGUCGUUAGCGGUUUUCCACUCCGGUUCCUUCCGCAGGAUUUAUCGGUGUUUUAGCAGCAUUAGACAGCGGGCAUUGGGCGAUACGGUGGUCGUGCCUAAUCUGGGCGAACCGGAUCUCCCACUCCCCGGCCCGGCCAUGGACGAGCAGGCGGGCCCCGGCGUGUUUUUUAACAACAACAACAACUCGGUGCUCCCCGGAGGGGGGAAAGCGCCGCAGCCGGGCGACGUGGGAGGCGGAGAGGCGGCCAGGGCGCAGUACAGCAUCCCGGGGAUCCUGCACUUUCUGCAGCACGAAUGGGCCCGGUUCGAGGUGGAGAGGGCGCAGUGGGAGGUGGAGCGGGCCGAAUUACAGGCUCAGAUCGCCUUCCUGCAGGGUGAGAGGAAAGGCCAGGAGAACCUGAAGAAGGACCUGGUGAGGAGGAUCAAGAUGCUGGAGUACGCCUUGAAGCAAGAAAGGGCGAAAUACCACAAGCUGAAGUAUGGAACUGAACUCCAGCAGGGAGAUAUGAAGGCACCCAGCUAUGACUCAGAUGAUGGGAACGAGAAUGAGGCUCUUCCAGAACCACCCAACAGCCAGCUGAGCUGGAAACAAGGAAGGCAGCUUCUGAGACAGUACCUCCAGGAGGUGGGCUACACGGACACGAUCCUGGAUGUGAAGUCGCAGCGGGUGAAAGCUCUGCUGGGAUUGGCCGUGGACAGCGUGGAUCGGCCCGGAGAGCGGAGGCCAGAGCCAAUGGUGAACGGCACGGAGCCUUCAUCGCUGAAGGACAGCACCAACACCAUGAUGGGGAAACAAGAGAUGUCGGACUCUGCGACAGUUCUGGAGGCCGUCAAGUUAAUCGAGAGUGCUGCAGCAGAGUUCAGUGAUGAAGAUGAUGAAGAAGACAGUGAAGGGAGGGAGAAGACUAUCAUAGACUUGGCCACGAUGGUGAGGAAAAAGGUGUCCCCGUCUCCCUCCACCUCCUCAGCUGAUCUGAGCGAUGACCCAGACACUGAGGAGGCUCUGAAGGGCUUCGACUUCCUGGCCAGCAGUGAAGAAAUGGAGGGGUCGUCAGACUCUCCUGGUGGAGGAGAUGCACAAGACUGGGACAAAGAGGAGCAGAGCCCCAUGUCCGAGGCCUGGGAGGUGGACCAGGGCCUCAUCUCUAAACUCAAGGAGCAGUACAGGAAGGAGCGCAAGGGCAAAAAGGGGGUGAAGAGGCCAAACAGGUCUAAGCUACAGGACAUGUUGGCUAAUCUGAGAGAUGCUGAGGAUCUUCCCUCGAUGCAGCCUCCAGUGGCACCCCCUGCCAGACCCAGCCUGCCCCGGCUCAAUGAGCAUGAACUGGGCCGUGCUGACGAAGUGGAAGCUCUUACAUUUCCCCCCUCCUCUGGUAAAUCAUUUAUAAUGGGAGCAGAUGAAGCACUGGAGAAUGAGCUUGGUUUGGGAGAGUUGGCUGGUCUCACUGUCGCCAAUGAAGCUGAGAGCCUGGCUUAUGAUAUCACCAAUAACAAAGAUGCUCUGAGGAAGACAUGGAACCCCAAGUUUACCUUGAGGAGCCAUUUCGACUCCAUCCGCGGUCUAGCCUUCCACCCAGUAGAGCCGGUGCUGGUCACGGCCUCAGAGGAUCACACGCUGAAGAUGUGGAACCUGCAGAAGACUGCCCCCACCAAGAAGUGUGCUGCUCUAGAUGUGGAGCCCAUUUACACAUUCAGAGCUCACAGGGGUGCCGUUCUGUGUGUGGUGAUGAGCGGUAAUGGAGAGCAGUGCUUCAGUGGGGGAGUGGAUGGAACCAUUCAGAGCUGGAACACUCCAAAUCCCAACAUUGAUCCCUACGACUCGUACGAGCCCUCUGUGCUGAGGGGGGCACUGUGUGGUCACACGGAUGCUGUGUGGGGUUUGGUGUACAGUUCGGCGCACCACCGGGUGCUGUCCUGCUCGGGGGAUGGGACGGUGCGACUGUGGAACGCUGCAGAUACGUCGCCCUCUCUCGCUGUGUUCAACGAGAAUAAAGAGUUGGGUAUCCCCUCCUCCGUGGACCUGGUGUGCAGUGAGCCGGCUCAUAUGGUCACAGCCUUCAGCAAUGGGAGGAUGGGCAUUUUUAACAUGGAGACGCAGCAGCUGGUGCUGGAGCUGGAGUCUCAGAACGCAGGGGAGCCAGAUGCUCCUCAUCAGAUCAAUAAAGUUCUCAGUCACCCGACGCUGCCCAUCACCAUCACAGCGCAGGAGGACCGCCACAUCCGCUUCUUCGACAACAACACAGGCAAACUGAUUCACUCCAUGGUGGCCCACCUCGAUGCUGUGACUAGUUUAGCAGUGGACCCCAAUGGCCUGUACCUGAUGUCUGGUAGUCAUGACUGCUCCAUCCGCCUGUGGAACAUGGAGAGCAAGACGUGCAUUCAGGAGUUCACGGCUCACAGGAAGAAGUCUGACGAGUCGAUCAACGAUGUGGCAUUCCACCCCAGCAAGUGCUACAUCGGCAGCGCCGGAGCCGACGCCCUGGCCAAAGUCUUCGUAUGACCUCAGACCUCUGCUCCUUCCACGGACCAGCGGGGGUUUGAGUUCUGAACACCAACAGGACCCGAACAGGACGGGCAGGAGGUGCCUUUUUUUUUUUUUUUUUUUUUAAGACGGAGCUGAGCUGAGGAGGUCGCUUGGUGAAGUGCAGGCUGGAGGAGGCGGGUUGCGGCUUGGUUGGAUUGGAAUGUGUGGUGAUGGUGGGUGGCGUGAAGAAAUAAAAAAAAAGGGCACAGACUUCGCUCCAGCCGUUUUUACCCACGAACCCCUGGCUGAAAUCCAUAACCUCCCUCAUCCGGGCAGGCCUGGGUGUGUAAUGUGGACAUGUGCAGGAUGUUGGAACAACAAUAAAAAAAAACAAAAAAACUUUUAACAGAACACCAAACAUUACUCUUCUCCACCACCAGGGGGUGCCAAUGCUGCUCCCUUUUUUUUUGUCAGCCUCACCGGAAGUUGGGUGCUUCCCACACUUUUUCCCCCUCCAUUUUCUUCUUCUUAUUCUACUUUUACUUCACUUUUUUUUAAAUGAGAGAUCAUCAAAGAGCUGGAUGAGUCUCAGCUGCUCACACAUCAGUUCCUUGUCCAGAGAGCCUCUUUUAUCUUCUCUCAUUUGAAUCAGUUUAAUGAUGAUGUGCCUUUGCUUACAAAUACAGUUUGUGUAGAUCUCAGUUGAA